GGAGCAUCAGAUUAACAGCCUUUCUCUCUCUCCGUCCCAGCAUCACCUCUUCUCUCUCUCCGUCCCAGCAUCACCUCUUCUCUCUCUCAGCCUGACAAUCAUCAUUAUCACCAUCUUGUCCACCGCCAGCUGUAGCUAAACCACUGCGCCAUGGCAACCUUGGAUGGUUUUCCCGCCAGUUUUUAUGGGGAGCCGGGGGUGUUGGGUAUGUUGGCCAAUGGGAUCAGUGCGUUCCUGGUUCUACUGCAGAACUUCAACACAGCUCGAACCGGAGUAUCUGCCCAGGGGGUGGAGAACAUUCUGGCAGGUGUUCAUCUCAUCCUGAUAGGUGGAGUGUGUCAGCUGAUUGCCGGCCUCCUGUCGUUCCGUAAAUACGACCACCUGAGUGGCACCGCCUUCAUUGGCUAUGCAGCUCUCUGGGGCAGCUAUGGUGCCACACGCAUCUUCCUGGGUGCAUCCCAAUCAAUCACAACUAACCUGACCAUGUCACAUGACCUGAUGAGUAACGCGACCCCGCUCACUUCCCUCACGACCAACCUAUCUCUGUCGGCUGAACUCUGGAACAGCACCUCGCAGAGCCCUGAUUGGCUGUCUCUCCUGCUCAUCCCCCAUUCUGCCAUCGCGGGAUUGGUCCCCUACAUCCUUCUAUCCUUCCUAUUGGCCUUCUGCUCUGCCACGGUAAACGUCAUCAUGCCCUUCGUGUUCGGUGCCAUCACGCUUACCCUGCUGUUUGAGGCUGUGGCGGUGGGCGUGUCCUCGGCCUGGUCACUGGUCGUCUCUGGCAUUCUAGAACUCCUCAUCCUCCUUUUCGCCGUGUACGGCAGCGCCGCCCUGUUGGUGAAAGGUCUGGCGCAGCGCUAUGUCCUCAAGGGGUUCGGCACGCCCCUGUUCAACGUGCUCCUGCUGGGGACCAACAGCCCUGCGGCCAGCGCCCAGAGCCUGGGACAGGAGAAGAAGAAGAACACCAAGUACGCUGAACCCCAGGCGCUCUUCUUCUUCUGUGACAUGGUGUCUCCUUCAUCAUGUUGUUCUACAGCUUUGGAUACGUCACGUCCUUCUCCCUGGGUGCUGUGUGGGUCUCCAUCAUCUCUGCUGCUCAACUCCUCUCUAGCUACUACGCUCACCUGCGGCAAGAUGGCUACCUGGUCACCAAGGCCGGCCUGCAUGCCACCUACUGGCUUACCAAGGCGUGGGAGGAGUUUGUGUUGUCGGCUGUGAUCGUGUCGGAGCCGGAGGGAGAGGUGGCUACUGGGAGACAGGCGAUGGUUGGUGAUUGGUUCUUCGUGGCGGUGGCGCUCCUCCUCCUAGUUGUCAGUCUGAGUAAUGACACCCUGGAGGUUACCCAUAAUGCUCUGUUCCUGCUGCUGUCCAUCUCCAC
Oncorhynchus keta (chum salmon) is the source of this 1378-nucleotide messenger RNA. RefSeq lists its product as uncharacterized. Bases 151 to 1218 code for a protein of 355 amino acids. The record is from RefSeq and is a predicted model, not a curated record. Gene Ontology annotation, biological process: acetate transmembrane transport; succinate transmembrane transport. Gene Ontology annotation, molecular function: acetate:proton symporter activity. NCBI's taxonomy places the organism in Eukaryota, Metazoa, Chordata, Actinopteri, Salmoniformes, Salmonidae. Gene Ontology annotation, cellular component: plasma membrane. The transcript is spliced from 3 exons.